Messenger RNA from Hibiscus syriacus, 1639 nucleotides. RefSeq lists its product as uncharacterized. The coding region runs from base 162 to 1478 and encodes 438 amino acids. Gene Ontology annotation, molecular function: protein binding. NCBI's taxonomy places the organism in Eukaryota, Viridiplantae, Streptophyta, Magnoliopsida, Malvales, Malvaceae. The transcript is spliced from 10 exons. The record is from RefSeq and is a predicted model, not a curated record.
GACAAUAACGUAACCCCCAAAACUCUCUUCAUUAUUAUCUCUAUAUUCUCUAUUUCCUCUUUUUCUACCUUAAUUUAUUUAAAAAUAAAUACAAUAAAUCACCCAAAGGCCAAAAGCUUCCAAACCCAAAUUUGAUAUUUGCAGUUGAAUGCAAAUAUAAUAUGGCCAACUUGCAACUGGAGGAUUUUCAUUACAUGGCUGAAGAUCUCAUCGAGGACAUGGAUGAAGACGACUAUGGUAGAGCUGGUGGAGACAUGGAUGCCCAUGAAUAUGACAUGCUGACCAGGGUGACUGAUACAUCUUCUGGUCAAGCGCGGAAUGGGAAAGACAUUCAGGGGAUUCCAUGGGAAAGAUUGAACAUAACGAGGGAAGAUUAUAGAUUGACAAGGCUUGAACAGUAUAAGAAUUAUGAGAAUAUCCCAGCCUCUGGUGAAGCCGUAGACAAGGAAUGCAAACUGAUGGAAAAAGGUGGGAACUACUAUGAGUUCUUCCACAACACUAGAUUAGUUAAGCCGACAAUCCUCCAUUUUCAGCUUCGAAACUUGGUUUGGGCUACUUCCAAACAUGAUGUUUACCUCAUGUCCAAUUAUUCAGUUAUGCAUUGGUCAUCAUUGUCAUGCAAUCUCUCUGAGAUCCUUAAUUUUUCUGGGCACGUAGCACCUACCGAGAAACAUCCUGGAAGUUUAUUAGAAGGUUUUACACAAACCCAAAUAAGUACACUGGCGGUCAGAGACAAUUUUAUGGUUGCAGGAGGCUUUCAAGGAGAGCUUACCUUUAAGCACUUGGACAGAAAAGGAGUAGCCUUCUGUACCCGGACAACCUAUGAUGAUAAUGCAAUUACAAACGCUAUAUUGAUUUACGACAGCUUGAGGGGUGGAAUCAAUUUUAUGGCCUCCAAUAACGACUGUAGCAUGAGGGAAUAUGAUACAGAAAGAUUUCAUCUCUUAAACAAUUUCCGGUUCCCAUGGCCAGUAAAUCAUACAUCAGUCAGCCCCGACCGAAGGCUUAUUACUGUUGUCGGAGAUAACUUGGAUGGGUUACUUGUGGAUUUGCAAAACGGAAAGACUGUAGCCACGGUGGUAGGUCAUCUGGAUUACUCCUUUGCAUCUGCUUGGCACCCAGACGGGCGCAUAUUUGCCACAGGAAAUCAAGAUAAGACCUGCCGAGUGUGGGACAUCCGAAACCUCUCGAUGCCAGUUGCGACUCUUAAAGCAAACUUGGGUGCUGUGCGGUCAAUCCGCUUCUCAUCCGACGGUCAAUUCAUGGUAGUUGCUGAACCAGCAGAUUUUGUUCACGUGUAUAGCACGCAGGCCGAUUACCAGAAAAGACAAGAGAUCGACUUCUUUGGCGAGAUCUCGGGAGUAUCUCUGAGCCCGGACGACGAAUCUCUGUAUAUAGGAAUAUGGGACAGAACGUAUGCAAGCUUGCUGCAGUAUAACAAAAGACACACAUAUGGUUACCUAGAUUCGUACUUGUGAUUCUGCUGAUGAAUCUGUGUUCUGUUUUUGUUUAUGUAAGAAUGACGAUGAAAUAGUACGACAGUAGAAUAAGUGUAUGAAUCUGUUACAAGCUUGGUAGAAAGGUGCAUGUACAGUACAUUAUCAAACUUUAAUGAAAUGCUAUUUUGGUAUCUCAUUUU